UUUAUCCACACAGAGAGAAAACACUGAUCUGAUCAGUUCAAAGUUAUUCAUCUUGGUUUACAGCUGAAAUGAUUGCACACUUGUAACCACACAGAGGAGGAAGUAUAAGAUGAAGACGAGGAGUGGGCGAGAGCUGAGAGGAGGUGUACGAGUCCAGGAAGAGGAAGCUCCUUCUUGGAAAAAAACGGGAAGAAAGAGGCACCGCUGUCAGCACUGUAACAAAGCUUUCACUACAUACCGUUAUCUUAAAUACCACCACCUACGCAUUCACACUGGAGAAAAGCCGUACGAGUGUGAGCAUUGUGACAAAGCUUUCACUAUGAAGAGUUAUCUUAAAUGUCACCAACGCAUUCACACUGGAGAAAAGCCGUACGAGUGUGAGCAUUGUGACAAAGCUUUCACUAUAAAGAGUUAUCUUAAACGUCACCAACGCAGACACACUGGAGAAAAGCCGUAUGAGUGUGAGCAUUGUGACAAAGCUUUCACUACAGGCCGUUAUCUUAAAUACCACCUGCGCAUUCACACUGGAGAAAAGCCAUACGAGUGUGAGCAAUGUGACAAAGCUUUCACUACAGGCCGUUAUCUUAAAUACCACCUGCGCAUUCACACUGGAGAAAAGCCGCACGAGUGUGAGCAAUGUGGGGAAGCCUUUGCUCAACAGAAAGGUCUAAAAAGACACCAACGUAUUCACACUGGAGAGAAGCCGCACAGGUGUGACGAGUGUGGGAAAGCUUUCACUACGAACAGUAAUCUAAAACAGCACCGACACAGUCACACUGGAAAGAAGCCAUUCAGCUGUGACCAAUGUGGGAAUACUUUCAGAAACGACAGUAAUCUAAAAGUGCACCAACGCAUUCACACUGGAGAGAAGCCAUUCAGCUGUGACCUAUGUGGGAGAACUUUCGCUCAAUACAGUCACCUAAAAAGCCACAGACGCAUUCACACUGGAGAGAAGCCGUACUGGUGUGCGCACUGUGGGGAAGCUUUCACUCAAGACGUUACUCUAAAAAGACACCAACUCACUCACACCAGAGUGAAGCCGUACAGGUGUGAGCAGUGUGGGACAACUUUCACUCAAGACAGUUCUCUAAAAAGACACCAACGUAUUCAUACUGGAGAGAAGCCGUACAGUUGUGAGCAGUGUGGGGAAGCUUUCACUGAGGGCAGUUCCUUAAAAUACCACCACGCAGUCACUGAACAUAAUACUGAACAUGUUUUAUAGACUGUUUAGCAGUGUCCCCCUGCCUUCUCUCCACGCCUGUAAUAACAGUGUUGUUCCAUCCUGAGUUUCUCCACAAACUGAGAGCUACCAACUGUUAUUUUAGAAUCAGCAUAUAUGCCAUUAGCUGCCCACGUGACCAAAUUUAUUGAAUGUUAUUUUGAAGCAUAUGGGUGGGGUUGUUGCAUCUGACCAUUUUAUUAGUGUUUUUUUUAAUAUAUACAUUGUUAGUAGGUUA
Molecule: messenger RNA, 1457 nt
Organism: Scomber japonicus (chub mackerel)
Lineage: Eukaryota; Metazoa; Chordata; Actinopteri; Scombriformes; Scombridae
Product: zinc finger protein 501-like
Exons: 3
Coding region: 110-1222 (370 amino acids)
Source: RefSeq, a predicted model, not a curated record